UACUCUCGCGAUACAUUUUACGACUGACGCGGAAGUAAACAAACGAACAUGUGAACGAUGGAGCCUGUUGUGUCAACCAAUUUUCACUCAAGAAAACAAAACCGAUCUGACAUUUUAAAACAAUUCCAAUCGCGGUAUUUCGCUACCAGUCGCCUCGUUUCAUUCCCCUGGACGCUUUUAGAAAAUGAGCUUGAACGCAGCAGCUCAUCUGACAUCAUUUUAGAAAUCCUUAAACAGACGUGUCUUCACGCCCUGUGCCGUAAGUUUCCGCCGUCACCGCGAUACAGGAAGUGCUUUCUCUCUGAGCUCAUAAAACGGGUGGAAGCCGCAGAGUGCGAACCUCUUGAUGAGCUCUAUGAUGCUCUGGCAGAGGUAGUGGCGGCCCAAGAUGUGGCAGAGGGAUACCGGACCUACUUACUGCCGUGCGGGAACAGCGUCAGCUUGUUGGAGAAUGUGGCUUUAAUCUCAGAGGGGACAACAGGUCUGGUGACAUGGGAGGCAGCCCUCUACCUAGCCGAGUGGGCCUUGGACCAUGCGCAGAUUUUUGCUGGAAGGAAAGUUCUGGAGCUGGGCAGCGGUGCGGGUCUGACCGGCGUCGCUGUGUGUCAUUCGUGUGCUCCUUCCUCAUACGUCUUCAGUGAUUGUCACCAAAGUGUCCUCCAGAGACUUCGAGACAACUUGAGCAUCAACGGACUCCUCAACAACAAAGCAAACACUAGCAGGACAGAAGUCAGAGUGCAAGAUCUGGACUGGACGGAUGUGACGGAGGAACGCUUGAAUGACAUCGGUGCAGAUGUGGUCAUAGCAGCAGAUGUGGUGUAUGAUCCUGACGUGAUUGCGGUUCUGGUCCAGCUUCUGUCCAAGAUCCUGAAGCGUGGUGGUGUUCGGGUCCCCUCUGAGGUUUUCGUCUGCUCUACUGUCAGGAACCCGCAGACGUACACCGGGUUCAGGCACAGUCUAAGUGCUGCUGGGAUAGGCCACCGGGUGAUGAGUGGAGCUGUCAAUCACGUCUUUGAGUACAACAGAGAGUCUGAAAUCGAGCUUGUUCAAUUAUUUGCGUGUCAAUAAAGUUUUUUUAUUUACAAAA
Hippocampus comes (tiger tail seahorse) is the source of this 1087-nucleotide messenger RNA. It is a transcript of the gene eef2kmt, whose product is annotated as eukaryotic elongation factor 2 lysine methyltransferase. NCBI's taxonomy places the organism in Eukaryota, Metazoa, Chordata, Actinopteri, Syngnathiformes, Syngnathidae. The record is from RefSeq and is a predicted model, not a curated record. Gene Ontology annotation, cellular component: protein-containing complex. The transcript has 8 exons. The coding region runs from base 58 to 1068 and encodes 336 amino acids.